This is a messenger RNA of Nematostella vectensis (starlet sea anemone), 3063 nucleotides long. RefSeq names its product septin-2. Gene Ontology annotation, biological process: cytoskeleton-dependent cytokinesis; regulation of exocytosis. Lineage: Eukaryota; Metazoa; Cnidaria; Anthozoa; Actiniaria; Edwardsiidae. Gene Ontology annotation, molecular function: GTP binding; molecular adaptor activity; GTPase activity. The transcript is spliced from 13 exons. The coding region runs from base 153 to 1244 and encodes 363 amino acids. Gene Ontology annotation, cellular component: cell division site; synaptic vesicle; septin complex. The record is from RefSeq and is a predicted model, not a curated record.
CAAUAAAUAUACAUAGAAUAGCACAUCAAUGUUUUCUCGUGUUCGUUUCACGUUGUGUUGUUCCCUGAGCUGGGCAAAUUACAGCUGUAAUAAUUAGGUUAUCUCUUUCUUCUUAAAAAUAUCCUCGAAAACAACCAAGCUCUUAUCUUACGAUGAGUAGAAAUGACAAAGACCAGAACAAUGUUGCUUACGUUGGAUUUGCAAACUUGCCAAACCAAGUGCAUCGCAAGUCAGUUAAGAAAGGAUUUGAGUUUACUUUGAUGGUUGUAGGUGAAUCAGGUCUUGGAAAGUCGACUUUGAUUGAUAGUCUGUUCCUGACAGAUCUUUAUGAUGAUAAAAGUAUACCUCCUGCAAAAGGUCGCAUUGGCCAGACAGUUCAUAUAGAGAGUAACACUGUGGAGAUAGAAGAGAAAGGGGUGCGGUUAAGGCUGACGGUGGUGGACACUCCAGGAUUUGCGGAUGCAGUGGAUAACACUUACAGCUGGGAGCCCAUUGUGGAUUAUAUCGACCAUCAGUUCGAGUCUUACCUACGCGACGAGUCCGGACUCAACAGGCGCAAUAUCAUGGACACUCGUGUGCAUUGCUGUUUGUACUUCAUCAACCCUCAUGGCCACGGGUUGCGCCCCGUGGAUGUAGAAUUCAUGAAGGCUCUCCACACGAAAGUAAACAUUGUUCCAGUUAUCGCGAAAAGUGACAGCUUAACAAAAACAGAGAUCUCCAGGCUGAAAAGAAAGGUCCUUGAUGAAAUUGCCGAUCACGAAAUCAAGAUUUACUCCUUCCCAGAGUGCGAUAGUGAGGACGACGAGGAAUUUCUUGCUAUUAACAAAGAUCUGAAGGCAAGUCUUCCUUUUGCCAUUAUUGGGAGUAACACAGUAAUUGAAGUCAAGGGACGCAAGGUUCGAGCGCGCUGGUACCCUUGGGGUUAUGCUGAAGUUGAAAAUCCUGACCACUGUGAUUUUAUCAAAUUAAGAAAUAUGCUCGUGCGGACACAUAUGCAAGAUUUAAAGGACGUGACUCAAGAUGUGCAUUACGAGAACUACCGCGCCCAGAGGCUACUUGAUCAGACGGGAAAGGCAAAUACUAAAAACAGCAAAAAGACCACUGGCUCUUACGACCAAGUCGUAGACAUAUCCGAGAAAGACAAGAUGCUACAGGAAAAAGAAGCCGAGUUACGACGUAUGCAGGAAAUGCUAGCUAAAAUGCAGCAAGAGAUACACCAGCAGAAAAAGGCGUCCAAUGUCUAAUAUCACCAUAUAAGGACAUGGCAAAGCAAGGAUUGGGGAUGCCAUAUGUAUUGCACUAAAUAAGGGGAUGAUAAAACAAGGAGAAGCGGAGACUUCUAUCGUAACCUUUAAGGAGAGGAUAAUCUGAGACGCGGCGUUUCGCGGAACAAAUGAUGUCCAAACUUAAUCGAAUUUCAAACGCCGUUUAAAUGCAUGUUCAAUGGUUUCGUCUUCAAAUUGCAUGCAUGAAGGUGAUGUUACACGCGUCGUUUUGCGACAUCGUUUUUUCGCGCAACAUGCUGCACGAAAAAACAAUUGCCGUGUAACAUGGUCCGUUUUUUACGCAACAUUUUGUUUUGCAACAUGUUGCAGGAUUUUGAAUCAGGAUCAAAAUCUUGCAACACAAAAUGACGAAUUAUAAAAAAAAUAGAUCCGUGUAACAUCACGUCGUCGUUUUUUUGUGCAACAAAUCCCGCAAUCCAUCUUGUUUUGGGCAUGCAAACGAGGUCUUGUCAACAAACAAAAUGGUGUCGUUUCAACAAAAUGCCGUCCACCACCGACACCGAUGAUUCUACCCCCCGAAUGGUCGAUGAAGAGAAAAAAAAUAAAAGUGAUGGAGACGAAAGUGCUUGUGGGGGAACGAAAAGGGGAUCCCGAAGACGACAAAGACGCGCAAUGCAUGCUGUUAUUUUAGAGUUAGACUUCAAUUUUACUCUUGAAUCGACGCCAUCUUUGUUUAAAAAAAUGUGGGCGCGCAGAGCCUGGGCUCUAGAAUUUUGUUGCGAACGUUGUUGUACUCCGAAAAUGGUGACGUCAUUUGUUACGCGUAAAACGAUGUUGCAAACGACGCGUGUGACGUGUCGCGUGUAACAAGUCGUUAAUAUGUAAGAAACAGACGGAUUUAUUCUAUUUAUAGAAGGAUCUAGACUGACUGUUCCAUUUGGCUUUGAAGGGGAGGAUCUAUGCGCUAGUCUUUGACGCACUACUCGUGUAUGAGUCUAAAAUAAAGUAAAAAAAAAAUACCUUGAUCCCCUACGAGAAUCUUCGGCAACCCGGGCAUAGAGCACGGUGACGAGAGAGCCGCGGAAACGAGACCCUUAAAAAAUUCGGAGAGAAAACGCGGCGCUGUCGUCCUCACGCGGCCCCAAGGGUGCCCUAAUACUGAAAUGGUAAUCUUUUAUCGACCUCUAUGCAAGUUGUGUAUCUUAUGGUAAAUCUCUGCUCUAUUGAGCGUAUUAUUUUAUAAUAAGUAUAUUCUACACGAAAGUUCUAAUGAAAGACAAAUAUUCAAUUGCGUUUGACGUUUAGAAAAGCGAAGAAGGAUGCAAAUAUACCCUUCUUCUAGUAAGUGUGAUUCUCUAAGUAAACUUGGCGUCGAUAAUCUAAUAUCUGCUACACACAAAUGAGCACACUGAUUUAUUUGAUUUAUGUUUUAUUCUUGAUUCGCACUUUUAAUGGCGAACUAACAAAGACUAAUACUGAGUCUUUGGUCAGUGUGAACCCGUCAGCACUUGGGUGGCUCAGCGAAUGGAGCAUCUCGUGCCUUCUUGAACUCGCCGCAAGUCACAGCACCAUCACCUGGAGACAACAAGCCUUGUCAGUCGUAUUGAGAUAUUUGAAAGAUAACUAGGACCUGGAAAAGCAAUCCUCCUAAAGAACGCAAUCAAUUAGAGUUUUCUUUUUAUAAACCCGUGUAACAAAAUGUAAUAGCCAAAGUGUAGUAGUCAGGCCAUCAGAAAAGAGAACAAAGACAUUAGAGUGUAUUAGUUGUUAUUAAGCUAAAAUGUAUUCCACGGGUUUAUGAGAAACCCCUUAAGAAAAACCCAUCGAAGCUACCAAA